Molecule: messenger RNA, 1416 nt
Organism: Patiria miniata (bat star)
Lineage: Eukaryota; Metazoa; Echinodermata; Asteroidea; Valvatida; Asterinidae
Product: G-protein coupled receptor GRL101-like
Exons: 3
Coding region: 1-1371 (456 amino acids)
Biological process (GO): G protein-coupled receptor signaling pathway
Cellular component (GO): membrane
Molecular function (GO): G protein-coupled receptor activity
Source: RefSeq, a predicted model, not a curated record
AUGGCCCAGACGAGUGUUGAAUUUGAAUAUCAACUUGGUAUCAACAAUACGCUGUCGGCUGCCAACGGCCAAAUGUUCUCAAUCAACCGAGCUGCGUGUGAUAUCCAGGGUGUCCUGGUGCGAGACGUAGCCGACGGUGACCCACUAGAUGCGAAAAAUGGAGCCUUUUCCUCUCUACCUGCUUCUACAAAAGCUGUUGUUGAUGACUACCGACUUUGCUGCAAUCUCCUGAGAGAUAUUCCAGGCUUCCAGAUAGGCAACUGUCACACCACACAGUCACAGCCCCCGCUCAACCUCUGCGGUUCACUCAUGCAGAACUACGGACUGCGCGUGUGCAUGUGGGUCCUUGGGAUUAGCGCCCUCUUUGGCAACUUCGGGGUUAUCGUUUGGCGGCUUUGGCAUAGGGAUGGAAAUGAAGUCAAGAAGACCCACUCUUUAUUGGUGCUUAAUCUUGCGGUGUCAGAUUUCAUCAUGGGGGUAUAUAUGUUGAUGAUAGCCGCUGCCGACAUCCACUACGGGGAGUGGUACUCCACUCAAGCAGCGCAGUGGCGGACCAGCGCGCCGUGUAAGGCUGCCGGGGUGUUGGCCGUUCUGUCCAGUGAGGCCUCGGUGUUCUUCGUUACAAUGAUCAGUCUUCAUUGCCUCCUGGGAAUCGUGUUUCCCUUCACCAGGAUGAAGCUCAGCGAGACAUCUGCCAACAAGUUCAUCGUAACGGGUUGGGUGACGGCUCUCUGCUUAAGCAUCGUACCGACUCUAGUCGUAGACUCGAACUCGGACGUCUACGGUCUAUCAGACGUCUGUAUCGGCCUGCCCCUGACCACCAAAGCGACAGGAGUCCAGCUUGAGCCCAGCGACGUUGACAAUCCGUUCGGGGACGCAAAUGCCUUGCAGAUUGUUUCUUCAACCGGCCAGAAGCCUGCAUGGAUCCUGUCCAUCGUGUUGUUUCUCGGCGUCAAUUUGUGCUGUUUCCUGGUCGUCCUCGUCUGUUACAUCGCCAUCUUCGUCAAGGCCAAGCGGUCCGCUCGCAAGGUCAAGAAGAACUCGCACCGGGACCGCGAUAUCAAGAUGGCUGCCAAGAUGGCACUUAUCGUCGGUACAGACUUUGCCUGCUGGAUGCCCGUCAUCAUUCUCGGUAUCCUGUCUCAGGCUGGGGCGGUGCAGGUCGGUGCUGAGGUCUACUCCUGGAUCGUGGUCCUCGUCCUACCCAUCAACUCGUCUCUCAACCCGUACCUGUACACCAUCUAUUCCUCUGCAAUGGCAAAGCGCAGCGCGCAGCCGAGUAUCGAAAAGUCGAGUAAUAAAGUUUUGAAACCCAAAACUGGGUCAAUCGAAACAGUGAACUCCUCCUUGUCAGAUAGCAAGCAUAUUUGAGUGACAAGGGUGGGCACAGGCAAGAACUAGCAAUCGUCUUACGUU